This is a messenger RNA of Dromiciops gliroides (monito del monte), 2115 nucleotides long. It is a transcript of the gene CAPN6, whose product is annotated as calpain 6. The coding region runs from base 131 to 2065 and encodes 644 amino acids. Gene Ontology annotation, molecular function: calcium-dependent cysteine-type endopeptidase activity. NCBI's taxonomy places the organism in Eukaryota, Metazoa, Chordata, Mammalia, Microbiotheria, Microbiotheriidae. Gene Ontology annotation, biological process: proteolysis. Gene Ontology annotation, cellular component: cytoplasm. The transcript is spliced from 13 exons. The record is from RefSeq and is a predicted model, not a curated record.
UGAGAGCUUGGUACAGCCCAAAGAGUUGUCAAGCUCACAGCAGCAAUCCCUGCCUCAACGGGGGAAGUUUCCUGUGACUUUGCAGACUGUCCAGACCAGAGGGUUCCGAAACCAGCUAGAAAUCAAAGUCAUGCUUGCUGUGGUGAAGCCUUUUAAAGGCCAGAAGUACCAUGAUAUCAAGCAGGAGUGCCUUCGAGAGCGCCGGCUCUUCGAGGACCCAGAAUUCCUCGCUGGGAAUGAGUCUCUCUUCUUCAGUCGCCGCCUGCCAGGCCCAGUGGAAUGGAAGCGUCCCAAGGACAUCUGCGACAACCCACACCUGUUUGUGGGGGGGAUCAGCUCCCAUGACUUACAUCAAGGGAAGCUGGGAAAUUGCUGGUUCGUAGCAGCCUGCUCUUGUCUGGCCCUCCAAGAAUGUCUCUGGAAAAAGGUGAUUCCUGAGGCGAAGGAACAGGACUGGGACUCCCGAAAGCCUGAGAAAUAUGCCGGAAUAUUCCACUUCCGCUUCUGGCAUUUUGGCGACUGGACUGAUGUGGUGAUUGAUGACCGUCUGCCCACCAUCAAUGGGGAGCUGAUCUUCUGCCACUCCAAUGUUCCCAAUGAAUUCUGGAGUGCCCUGCUAGAGAAGGCCUACGCCAAGCUGGCUGGCUGUUACGAGGCUCUGGACGGUGGGAGUACCGCAGACGCCAUCACAGACUUCACUGGAGCCGUGUCGGAAUCCAUCGACCUGAGGAAGGGCAACUACGGCAAGCACCUCCUGGAGCAGACCAAACUCUUUGAGGACCUGCUCAAGGCCCACAAUCGAGGGGGCCUCAUCAGCUGCUCCAUCCUGCCUGACAUUGCCAGUGAGCGUCAAGGGACCACGGAGCAGGGCCUUGUGAGAGGCCACGCAUACUCAGUCACUGAUAUCCGCAAGCUGCGUCUUGGAGAGCGACUCCUGGCUUUCUUCAAGGCUGAAAAGCUGUUCAUGAUCCGGAUGAGGAACCCAUGGGGAAAGCGGGAGUGGACCGGGCCCUGGAGUGACAGCUCUGAGGAGUGGCAAAGAGUGAGUGAAGUGGAGAGGAAGAACAUGGGACUCAAUGUGACGGAUGAUGGAGAGUUCUGGAUGGCCUUUGAUGACUGGUGCAACAAUUUCACCGAUGUGGACGUCUGCCGCAAUCUGAACACCUCCAUCUUCAGCAUCCAUAAGACCUGGGAGAAGGCCACCGUGCGAGGGGCUUGGCUGCACGAUGAGGACCCUCUGAUCAAUCGUGCUGGAGGCUGCUUCAACAACCGUGCUACUUUCCUGCAGAACCCCCAGUACGUCUUCAACGUCAAUAAGGAAGAGGACAAAGUUCUCAUCUCCCUGCAGCAGCGUGACCAGCGUCCUUACCGCAAGGAUGGCAGAGGAGACAACUACAUCAUUGGCUUUGAGAUCUUCCGGGUGGAGCUCAAUCGCGAGUACCGUCUCCAUCAGCUGCAGGUCCAGGAGAGGGUGGCAGGCUCCACCUAUGUGGACACGCGCACCGUGUUUCUGAGAACCAUCUUGAAGAAGGGCCGUUACGUCAUCAUCCCCACCCUGUUCCAGCCCGGAGACAUCAGCGAGUUCAUGCUAAGACUGUUCACCGACGUGCCCUCGGAGCUCAGGGAGCUCGCUCUGGACAAGCCCGAGCUCGGGUGUGAGAGCUUUCUGUGCGGCUAUCCCCAGCGUGUCACCCAGCUGAGCAUUCACAGCGUGGAGGGACUAGCUAGACAGAGUGGCUCAAGAAGUGCUAACCCCUACCUCAUCAUCAAGUGUGGGAAGGAAAGCGUCUGCACUCCCGUCCAGAAAGAAACCAUCGAUGCCAUUUUUGAUGCCCAGGCUAUAUUCUACCGCAAGAAUAUCAAAGAGCCCAUCAUAGUACAGGUCUGGAGCAAAAACCUCCUGUGUGACCGAUUCCUGGGGCAAGUGACCCUGGUAGGGGAGCCCAGCGACUCCCGGGAGCUGAGGACCCUCCAGCUUCGGGAUAAGGGUGCUCCAGAUGCCCCACCUGUGAGUGGGCACCUCAGCCUCAAGGUGGUGUCCACCGAUGACCUCUUGGAGCUCUGAAAGCCUGGCCCCAGCCUCCCUCUGGCAUCUUCCCAGGCAGAGUCUUUGGU